GUGUUUUAGGAACCAACAGCCAACUGCAAUCAUAAGAGGAAGAUAUAUCUUUCCCUCUUUCCUCUAAAUCUUGGAAGAUCAGAAGCUCCGUUCGUGAUCUCACAACUUCAAUAACAAUGGCGACAAGGUACUGGAUAGUUUCUCUUCCCGUUCACAGCUCCGCCACUUCUCUAUGGAGUCGCUUACAAGAAUCCAUCUCCAAAAAUUCCUUCGACACUCUUCUCUACAGGUUCAAUAUCCCAAAUCUUCGCGUUGGUACACUCGAUUCGUUGUUAGCCCUCAGCGAUGAUCUACUCAAGUCGAAUACGUUUAUCGAAGGAUGUUCUCAUAAGAUACGGCGUCAGAUCGAAGAUUUGGAGAAGGCUUCGGGAAUUCUCGCUAGCUCCUUGACUGUCGAUGGGGUUCCGGUGGAUUCAUAUCUCACCAAAUUUGUGUGGGAUGAGGCUAAGUAUCCAACAAUGUCUCCUCUUAAGGAGAUUGUGGAUGGUAUACAUGUUCAAGUAGCCAAGAUAGACGAUGACCUUAAGGUUCGUAUUGCUGAGUAUAACAAUGUUCGCAGUCAACUCAAUGCAAUCAACAGAAAGCAGACUGGAAGCUUAGCUGUUCGUGAUCUGUCCAAUUUGGUAAAACCAGAGGACAUAGUCACUUCAGAACAUUUGGUUACUCUCAUUGCUGUUGUCUCCAAGUUUUCCCAGAAGGAUUGGUUGUCAUGCUAUGAAACAUUAACAACUUAUGUGGUCCCUAGAUCCUCCAAAAAUCUACAUGAGGAUAAUGAGUAUGCUCUCUAUACUGUGACAUUAUUCAAUCGUGAUGCUGACAAUUUCAAAAUUAAGGCACGCGAAAGAGGAUUUCAAAUUCGUGAUUUUGAAUAUAAUUCGGAAACUCAAGAGGGUCGGAAACAGGAGCUUGAAAAACUGGUGCAAGAUCAAGAAUCCCUGAGAAGCUCUCUUUUGCAAUGGUGUUAUACCAGUUAUGGAGAGGUUUUCACUUCCUGGAUGCACUUCUGUGCUGUCCGCUUAUUUUCCGAGACCAUUUUGAGAUACGGCUUGCCCCCUUCCUUUUUGUCUGUUGUAUUGUCACCAUCUGUGAAAAACGAGAAGAAAGUACGUACACUCCUUGAAACCCUAUGCGACAGUUCCAACAGCACGUUUUGGAAAACCGAUGAAGAAGGAAGCAUGGGUGGGUUGGGCGGUGAAGCUGACACUCAUCCUUAUGUCUCCUUCACUAUUAAUCUCAUAUGAAACUCGUGUUGAGGUGAGAGAGAGACACAAAGAGAGAGGUGGUGUUGAUUCUUGUUUUUUUUUUUCUUGAUUGGAAACCAAUAAUCUCAUGUUUAUUUAAAAUAUGUGUAUUAUUAUUAUUAUCAUUAUUUAUAUAGGGUUGAUGAACCCGAUUUUAGUUGGAGACACAGGUGUAUUGAUUGUUUGACGUUUAAAGUUUGAUUUUGAAAUUUGUUUUGUU
This is a messenger RNA of Lactuca virosa, 1461 nucleotides long. The record is from the annotation of a GenBank genome assembly. NCBI's taxonomy places the organism in Eukaryota, Viridiplantae, Streptophyta, Magnoliopsida, Asterales, Asteraceae.